Molecule: messenger RNA, 237 nt
Organism: Arabis nemorensis
Lineage: Eukaryota; Viridiplantae; Streptophyta; Magnoliopsida; Brassicales; Brassicaceae
Source: the annotation of a GenBank genome assembly
AUGGCAAAGGUUCAUCCCAAGAGCGAGAAGAAUCCGCCAUCAGAAGCGGAUGGUGAGGUGUUUGUGCUAACGGUUUGGAACAAGUCUCUGAUGUUCAACUGCAACGGCUUCACGGUGUUUGACUCCAAAGGAGAUCUGGUUUUCCGAGUGGAUAACUAUAUGCACGGUAAUAGAGGCCAGGUCCUUCUCAUGGACGGCUCUGCCAAGCCUCUCCUUACCAUCCGCCGCAAGAUAUAG